AUGUGUCAAAAAUUGCUCUGGUCUCGCGGCCAUGUAACCAAGAAGUGCUCUGUCCCUGACUUCAGCAAGACCAAUACGAACAAAACUCAAUACGUUGGCAUCGUCGAUGGCUUGGGUGGUGCUGUCAACAGUUAUGGAAGAGCAGCAAACGACCAGUUCUCCGUGACACAGAAUCUGAACUAUGUUCGUCGUGGUGCGGUCGACUUCGGCAAAGGUUCUGGCAGCAACGUCCUCCUCAAACGGGCUAGCAAUCGACGAGACGCCAGCGCUGAAAAGCUGCGACGUGGUGGAACGGUGUCCAACAACCCGCUCUACCUAUACCAGCCCUCCACUGCCGGCAACGACGCAGCACAUUCUGUCACAUUCAACCCGCACUACAGCGUGUCGGGCCAUGGUUCCAACAUGGUCACGUCCUACAAAACCGCCAAGGAUGCCUGGUAA
Molecule: messenger RNA, 441 nt
Organism: Rhinocladiella mackenziei CBS 650.93
Lineage: Eukaryota; Fungi; Ascomycota; Eurotiomycetes; Chaetothyriales; Herpotrichiellaceae
Exons: 4
Coding region: 1-441 (146 amino acids)
Source: RefSeq, a predicted model, not a curated record